UCGCUAGCUAUCAUUUAUUCUCAGGCUUCCCCACUUACAUACAAAGCCUAAAAUUUUAAAGUUUUUAGUAUAUUUUUUUUUCUUUGCGUCUCAAUUUCAAUCUCCAAAAUGGCACCCCAAGCUGAAUUGCAACAAGAAGAAAUCAUUUAUCGUUCAAAGCUUCCUGAUAUUUAUAUCCCCAACCACCUCCCUUUACAUUCGUAUUGUUUCCAGAACAUAGCGAACGUCGCCUCCAGGCCCUGUUUGAUUAAUGGGACCACAGGUAAAGUUUAUACUUACGCUGAAGUUGAGCUCACCGCUCGAAGAAUUGCCUCUGGGCUCAACAAGCUCGGCAUCCAACAACGCCAAGUGAUCAUGCUCUUGUUACCCAACACCCCGGAGUUCGUCUUGUCGUUCCUCGGCGCUUCCUUCCGUGGCGCCAUUGCCACGGCUGCCAAUCCUUUUUUCACUCGGGCGGAAGUUUCAAAGCAUGCGAAAGGCUCCAACGCGAGGCUCAUUAUCACGCAAGCCAGUUACGUUGACAAAGUAAAAGAAUUCGCCCAAGACAACGAUGUCAUGGUCAUGUGCAUUGACUCAGCCCCAGAGGGCUGUUUACAUUUCUCCGAGUUGACUCAAGCCGACGACAACGAUCUCCCCGAAGUCGAUAUAGCCCCUGAGGAUGUCAUAGCACUGCCCUAUUCGUCGGGAACGACGGGGCUUCCCAAAGGGGUGAUGUUAACGCACAAAGGUUUGGUCACCAGCGUGGCGCAACAGGUCGACGGAGAAAACCCGAACUUGUAUUUCUACAGCGAAGAUGUGAUCUUAUGUCUUCUUCCCAUGUUCCAUAUUUACGCUCUGAAUUCAAUCAUGCUUUGCGGGCUACGUGUUGGGGCUGCAAUUUUGAUCAUGCAGAAGUUCGAGAUUGGGUUGGCGUUGGAGCUGAUACAGAAAUACAAAGUGACGAUUGCUCCGAUUGUGCCGCCUAUAAUGUUCACCAUUGCUAAGUCAUCGGAAACUGAUAAAUACGACUUGUCUUCCGUAAGGAUGGUGAAGUCCGGGGGUGCACCUUUGGGUAAAGAGCUUGAGGACGCUGUAAGAGCCAAGUUCCCUGGUGCCAAACUCGGGCAGGGGUACGGUAUGACCGAGGCAGGACCAGUUCUAGCAAUGUGCUUAGGAUUUGCCAAGGAACCAUUCGAAAUAAAAUCCGGGGCUUGUGGGACUGUAGUAAGGAACGCAGAGAUGAAAAUUGUUGAUCCCGACACUGGUUCUUCCCUGCCAAGAAAUCAAGCUGGAGAGAUCUUUAUUAGAGGAGAUCAGAUCAUGAAAGGGUACCUUAAUGACCCUGAGGCCACAGCUAGGACCAUUGACAAAGAUGGUUGGUUACACACCGGGGACAUCGGUUACAUUGAUGAUGACGAUGAGCUCUUCAUUGUCGACCGAUUGAAGGAAUUGAUCAAAUACAAAGGCUUUCAGGUUGCCCCUGCUGAGCUUGAAGCCAUGCUCAUUGCACAUCCUGAUAUCAUCGAUGCUGCUGUGGUCGGCAUGAAAGACGAGGCGGUUGGCGAAGUUCCUGUUGCGUUUGUGGUGAAAUCAGGCAAAUCAGAAAUCAGUGAGGAUGAAAUCAAACAGUAUAUUUCCAAACAGGUGGUGUACUACAAGAGAAUAAGCCGUGUGUUCUUCAUUGAAGCCAUUCCAAAGGCUCCGUCGGGAAAAAUUCUGAGAAAGGAAUUGAGAGCUAAAUUGGCCACUAAAAAACAUUGAAACCUGGUUUCAAAGCCUGCCCUGGAAGUUUGAAAUAAUAUACAACCGAUCCCUGUUAUAAGCGGGUCUGGAAAGGUGUAAAUUACUUGUUAGAGGAAAUAUAAUUGAUUAAUACCCUGUUUCUUUUUUCCCUUUUUUCUCCUUUGUAAGAAGAUUGUCUCAUGGCAAAUUGCAUAAUUGAGACCACAAAAACAACGGUAAUAUAAUUCCUUAUGUCUUUAUAUAUUGUUUACUGAUAAA
Messenger RNA from Gossypium arboreum, 1980 nucleotides. Its product is annotated as 4-coumarate--CoA ligase 2-like. Gene Ontology annotation, molecular function: 4-coumarate-CoA ligase activity. Lineage: Eukaryota; Viridiplantae; Streptophyta; Magnoliopsida; Malvales; Malvaceae. The record is from RefSeq and is a predicted model, not a curated record. The transcript is spliced from 5 exons. The coding region runs from base 109 to 1740 and encodes 543 amino acids.